This is a messenger RNA of Funneliformis geosporum, 420 nucleotides long. NCBI's taxonomy places the organism in Eukaryota, Fungi, Glomeromycota, Glomeromycetes, Glomerales, Glomeraceae. The record is from the annotation of a GenBank genome assembly.
AUGGCGACGAAAGAAGAAAAUUUUGGGGUCUUAAUUUCUUCAUUAAAUUGCAAGGGAUCCAAAAAUACGAGAAACUUUUACGGUUAUGUAAUUCCGACUAUGUCGCUGGUAUUGGUGGCAUUCAUAAUGACGUGUCAUACUUCAUUUAUCUUAUAUAACCGAUGGAAGAAAUUUAAUGGCAAUAUGAACAGGACAACAGCGAUUAAGUUAGGACGAGCGGUUCGAUUAAACAUUCUCUGUCCUUUUAUGAGUGCGUCAAUAGGAAUAUUAUUGUUUUUAAUAUUUGGAUCGAAAAAAAGCGCUGCUUUAUUUCUUCCAUUUUGCUAUUAUGUUCCUCCUGAUAAACCGAUUAGAGCCCCUAUAAAUGAUUAUGAUGAAAAAGUUAUCGAAAGAUGCAUUUCAACACAUUCAUCUGUAUAA